Molecule: messenger RNA, 788 nt
Organism: Hibiscus syriacus
Lineage: Eukaryota; Viridiplantae; Streptophyta; Magnoliopsida; Malvales; Malvaceae
Product: probable signal peptidase complex subunit 2
Exons: 5
Coding region: 40-615 (191 amino acids)
Biological process (GO): protein targeting to ER
Cellular component (GO): signal peptidase complex; membrane
Source: RefSeq, a predicted model, not a curated record
UCUCAGAAAAUCAACAGCUCCAUUUCUUCAUAAACAAACAUGCAAGAAAAGAAGGCAGAAACGGGAAAUAAAAAUGCGAAAAAGACGAAUCUCUUAGAUCACAGCUCCAUCAAGCAUCUCCUCGAUGAAUCCGUCUCCGAGAUUGUUAAGAGUCGUGGAUAUGUUGAAGAUGUGAGGAUGAGCAAUGGCAGAUUAUUGAUUGGAACUAUGACUAUUGUAAUCGCUCUUGUUGCUCAAUUUUACAAAAAGAAGUUCCCCGAAAACCGUGAUUUCCUCAUCGGUUGCAUCGUAUUAUAUAUAGUCUUCAAUGGAGUACUCCAGCUGAUCAUAUACACAAAGGAAAAGAAUGCCAUUCUCUUUACAUAUCCUCCUGCUGGAUCUGUCACUAGCACUGGUUUGGUUGUCUCUUCAAAGUUGCCUAGAUUCUCUGAUCUUUAUACCCUUACCAUAGCCAGUGCGGAUCCCAAGUCCAUAUCUGCAGGGAAACCAGUCGAGUUGACCAAAAGUGUUACCCAAUGGUUUACCAAGGACGGAGUAUUAGUGGAGGGACUAUUCUGGAAAGAUGUUGAAACACUAAUAAAUGAGUAUGCAGCAGAACCAAAGAAAAAGAAGUGAUCUUAGAUAACUAGAUGCUAAGCCUUAAUCUGAUAGGUUCACCAGAAUUAUUGGUCUUGCUUUUGAGGAUUUUAAACUAAAUGAACUUUGCCCGAGGAUUAGAAGGCAAUUUUCAUCAUUUAACGAACAAUGGGUUCCUGUUAAUGAAAAAAGAAUUAGCAUCUUUAGUUUUA